Molecule: messenger RNA, 3218 nt
Organism: Piliocolobus tephrosceles (Ugandan red Colobus)
Lineage: Eukaryota; Metazoa; Chordata; Mammalia; Primates; Cercopithecidae
Gene: ZNF682
Product: zinc finger protein 682
Exons: 6
Coding region: 693-1814 (373 amino acids)
Biological process (GO): regulation of transcription by RNA polymerase II
Molecular function (GO): DNA-binding transcription factor activity, RNA polymerase II-specific; RNA polymerase II cis-regulatory region sequence-specific DNA binding
Source: RefSeq, a predicted model, not a curated record
GCGUUGGAGUGGGAACUGUCCAAUCAGGUGCGCAGCCAAGGUAGAGGGGGCGGUGUCCUGGAGCUGGCGGGGCCUUUGUCUCGCUCCAGCCAGAGCUCAGGGUCCAUCUUCAUUGCUUAGUAUCCUCUGCGCUAGGAGGUCUCGGUGACUCUGUCGCAGCCUCUGUCGCCCUCUGACCUGCAGAUGCUGUGAGAUCCAGAGCUAAGACUCUGGGACAUCCCGGAAGCCGAAAAAUGGAGCUGUUGACAUUCAGGGAUGUGACCAUAGAAUUCUCUUUGGAGGAGUGGGAGUUUCUGAAACCUGCUCAGCAGAAUUUGUACAGGAGGCCGGGCGCGGUGGCUCAAGCUUGUAAUCCCAGCACUUUGGGAGGCCGAGACGGGCGGAUCACGAGGUCUGACUGUUUCUAAGCCAGAACUGAUUAGCUGUCUGGAGCAAAGACAGGAGCCCUGGAAUGUGGAGAGACAUGAGACCAUAGCUAAACCCUCAGGCUAGAUUACAGCCUUACCAUUUUGUAUAUAAAGAAGAGCAACAUAUUAAUAAAUUUCUCUAGUAUUAUGCGAGGAGUCAUGAAAAUCGUUGUAAUUUCAACAUCUAUUCAUUGGUGAAUGUAUGUUUUCUUUUUGUGAGAGAAACAAUUGGGAUUUGAAGCUGUGUCUUCUCAUUACACUGAAGACUUUUUGCCAGAACAGGGCAUGAAAGAUUCAUUCCAAAAGGUGAUACUGAGAAGAUAUGGAAGCUCUGGACUUGAGGAUUUACACUUAAGGAAAGAUGGGGAAAAUGUGGGUGAGUGUAAGGAUCAAAAAGAAAUUUAUAAUGGACUUAACCAGUGUUUGUCAACUCUACCUAGCAAAAUUUUCCCAUAUAAUAAAUGUGUGAAAGUCUUUAAUAAAUCAUCAAGUCUAAACAGACAAAGCAUAAGACAUACUACAGAGAAACUUUUCAAAUGUGUACAAUGUGGCAAAGUCUUUAAAUCUCACUCAGGCCUUUCUUAUCAUAAGAUAAUUCAUACUGAAGAGAAACUCUACAUAUAUGAGGAAUGUGGUAAAACCUUUAAAUGGUUCUCAUACCUUACUAAGCAUAAGAGGAUUCACACUGGAGAGAAACCAUACAAAUGUGAAGAAUGUGGCAAAGCUUUUAACUGGUGCUCGACCCUUACUAAACAUAAGAGAAUCCACACUGGUGAGAAACCCUACAAAUGUGAAGAAUGUGGAAAAGCUUUUCACUGGUGUUCGCCCUUUGUUAGGCAUAAGAAAAUUCAUACUGGAGAAAACCCCUAUACGUGUGAAGAAUGUGGCAGAGCCUUUAACCGGCACUCACAUCUCACCAAACAUAAGACAAUUCACACUGGAAAGAAACCCUACAAAUGUAAAGAAUGUGGGAAAGCCUUCAACCACUGCUCCCUACUUACUAUACAUGAGAGAACCCAUACGAGAGAGAAACCCUAUAAAUGUGAAGAAUGUGGCAAAGCUUUUAACUCACCAUCAAUUCUUGCUGAACAUAAGGUAAUUCAUAGUGGAGAGAAAAUCUACAAACGUGAAAAAUGCGACAAAGUCUUUAAGAGGUUCUCAUACCUUACUAAACACAAGAGAAUUCACACUGGAGAGAAACCCUACAAAUGUGAAGAAUAUGGCAAAGCUUUUAACUGGUCCUCAAUCCUUACUGAACAUAAGAGAAUUCAUACUGGAGAGAAACCCUACAACUGUGAAGAAUGUGGCAAAGCCUUUAAUCGGUGCUCACACCUUACUAGACAUAAGAAAAUUCAUACUGCCAUCAAACGCUAUAAAUGUGAAGAAUGUGGCAAAGCUUUUAAAUGAUGCUCACAUCUUAAUGAACAUAAGAGAGUUAAAAAGAGAGAAAUCCUACAAGUAUAAAAUAUGUGGGGAAGCUUUUACUCACUGCUCAAACCUUACUACUUAAGAAUUUUUACUAUCGAGAAAUCCUACAAAUGUAAGGAAUGUGGCAAAGUCCUUGAAUCUUGCUCAAGCCAUUGAAAUCACAAGAUAAUUCAUACUGGAGAGAAACACUACAAAUGUGAAGAAUGUGGGAAAGUCUUCAACCAUUGCUCACACUUUAUUGCACAUAAGAAAAUUCACACUGAGAAAAAUUCUGAUUUUAAAGAAUGUGGCAAAGUGUUUAAUAACUGCUAUGAGCUUACUCAUGAGAGGUUUUAUGCUAGAUAAAAGCAGUAAAAGUGUAAUGAUACACAUUACAUUUAUCUGUGGAAAGAUGUCACCAAAUAAAAGCCUUAGAGUACACAAGGUGUAAUAAUAGUGAUACAUUACAUUUGUACGUGGAAAGACUUCAAAAAUAUAGGCAUUAGAGUAACACAAGAGUUUUUACCCUGAAGAAGAACAUUACAGAUAUAAAGAUUGGUGCAAUACUUUUACUUAUGUUACAGAUUUUGUUGUACAUGGGAGAAUUGAUGCUGAAGGGUAACCCUCUAACAGUUGCUCAAAUUGUAUUCAAUUUUAGAGAAUUUAUAUUGGAAAGAAACCCUACAACUGUAAUGAAUAUGAAAAAAUUGUUUUAAAAGUACACCUUAGAAAAUGCUAGAGAGUUUAUAUGAAAGCAUUUAACAGAUGCAAUAAAUAUAAAAAAUUAAUCAGAAAUCAAGUCUGAAUGAACAUCAGAAGAUUCGCAGUAGAAACCACUAAAACACUAACACUUUCAAUGUUUUUCUCAAUCAGGGUAUUGAUUACAAAGCGUAAUUCAAAGUUAACAUAGUUUAUUUAGGCUAAACAGGAAUAAGAGAGUAAUAUUUUGGAACUUACAAUUAUAUUCAAAGUACACUGUUUUUUGCAUGGAAAGAGUUUUAGAUUUUUACAAAGGCAAAUUUCGAUGUAAUUCAACUCUCAAAUUACUUGAUGCUGUGUCUUUAUUCCCAAUGUCUAUGUGAAAACAUGUGGUCAGUUUCUGCUGCUCGGAGCUUUGAGAGGUUCUAUUUAGGAUAUCAUUUAUAUAGUUUUCAACAGAAGAUUGAGGACACUGAAAUGUGAGGUGUGUGAAGAAAGUCUACACGGAGAAGCUUUUGUGGUUGACUUAUAAAACUUGUAAGUGCUGCAUGAGAUAGAUGUUCAGAGUAAUAGUCUUGUGCAGUAUUCAAAUUUUAGUAAAUUGUUGUACCGAUUGUACAUGAAUGUAGUGGAUUUUGUAAUGCUUUUCUUAGACUGUGUGGACUUCAUUUGUUUUAAUAAAACAAAAUUGUUUUAAUGUGUUAA